AUGACGGCGUUCGCCAUCGCCGAGAUCAAGGCGCUGGUGCGGCAGCCGCAGCGCGUGCAGGCUCAGCAGCUCCUGGAGCGCUUAGCUGCCGCUGUUUUGCCGAUUCUGACCCGCAGACGCUUCCACGUGCGGCGACUACACGAGUUUUUCCCCAAGGAUGGCGCUCUACUGGGCAUGAACGUCAACCGAGGCGCUAAAAUCUACGUUCGUUUGAGACUUAAACAUGCACCUGAUACGUUUUACCCCUACGAGGCUCUACUAGAAACGUUGCUGCAUGAGCUCACGCACAUGGUGCAUGGGCCGCACAACGAGGCGUUUUACACUUACCUAGAGGAACUCAAAGCGGAGAUGGAGUCGCUUAUGGUGCGAGGUCUCGUAGGUGAGGAAGGCGCCAAGUUUGCAGAUGCAGGAACAGGCCAGCGACUUGGCGGCAGCAGAGUCAGCGCACCAGCUCGCGUCGCAGCAGUACUCGCAGCCAAGCGUAGAGAACAGUACACCUCGCUACUUGGGGGCAAGAUAAAUCAUCGGCUUGGAUGA
Molecule: messenger RNA, 537 nt
Organism: Phytophthora infestans T30-4
Lineage: Eukaryota; Oomycota; Peronosporomycetes; Peronosporales; Peronosporaceae
Exons: 3
Coding region: 1-537 (178 amino acids)
Source: RefSeq, a predicted model, not a curated record